GAGCGCAAGUCAGUCGCCAUGACAGUAAGAAAAUAAACAACAUUACUGCCAAUACAAGUUCUUUUGAAGACAUCUACUAUUUGAAUGUCUAACGACAAAAUCAUAAAUUUGAAACAUUCUUCAAUAAUAUUUUUAUAUCCAAAAGAAAAAAACUGGUAAUCUCGGGUUUUAGAGUCACGACACAGGAAGACGACGUAUUUUUCGAUAUUGUAGGUUGGCAGCGCGCGCAUCGUGCUUGUUUGUGUAUGGUUGUUGUUGUUACUCCCAAGUGGCCGGUUGUCGAAAUCGAAAUCAAUGGUAACUUCACAUUUCACAGUAAACCAUUGAAACCAUUACUACCAUGAGUCAAAAUAAUAGACCACCGGCAAGGAAACGAAAACGUAGACCUCAGCAACCGGAUAAUGAUAAUGACAAUGAAGGAGGACCCUUAAACGUAGAAUUUUGUGAUGCGCCGUCCAUGAGUACGGAAGAGUUUGCAUCCUUAGAGGGCAUUGCUUCACUGGAAACCGUAGAAAACCCUUUGGGGUUAGAGAGCUAUAUUUCAACACAACAGCAUGACUUGACUACCCUUGAAAAUUUUGUGGAGUUUGAUACUGCUUUGAAUCUUAACAAGACAUCUGAAAUAGCUCCAGACAAUCUCAGCAGCUCCACUGCAUCAACCAGUCGAUUCUUAACUGCAAGGUGUGAUAUCCCUGCUGCCCCACCUGAUCAACAUUUUGAAGAAGUCUCGUCAGAAACACCUUCUGUUGAACAUGAGGUAUCUUUUCAAUCGUCAGUGACUACAAUUCAGAAGAACAAUCAAAUUGACAGUACGGCUUUACAUCAUCCUGAAGAGGAAUUUCUUGUUGUUCCUAUGAGUGAUUGUGUAUUAACAGGUCAUACUGAUCAUGCAAACCAUAUUUUAGAGAGCUUCCCACCUCUGAUUGUAGCCACGGAAGAUGAUGUCUCUUUAACUGAUUGCAUACCAGAACCUCCCUGGAUGUGUUCUGAUUCAGAAGAAGAAGCUCCUGAUGAAACACCAACUGUUGACUUUCAAAUCCUACUAGCUGAUGAAAAUCCUGUGUUUGAAGAGACAGUAGAGGAUGAGAGCCCAGCACAUCACCAUGAUCAGCCAUUGUUUCCUGGAUCAGCUAUCACCAUCAAAGAGAGUUUUAUAUCAAUUUUAUCUCUUGUGCAAUCCGAACAUAUGAGUGGGAAGGGUUUAGGUAGAUUAUUAAGUCUCAUUUCUCUGCAUAUGCCCCAACCUAACAACUUUUUCAAAAGUGAACAUUUAUUUUAUGAAAUGCUUGAUCAAAAUGAUGAACCGGUUCAUGUAUUUUAUUUUUGCAGUGUAUGCUAUAGGAGUUGUAGCUCUGACAAGGAUUUAUGUUCUGUGUGCACAGAUGAUACCAGAACCGUUCAAUAUUUUAUAUCCUUUCCUUUGGUUCCCCAACUUAAACGUAUUUGUGAACGGUCAAAUUUUGUACAUGAUAUUAAUUAUAAGAAUAGGAGGGGGAAACAAAAUCAGCACAACCAUGAAGAUAUUUAUGACGGCAAUCUUUACAAGCAGGCAGAAGAGAAAUUUGUUCCUGGAGCCACUAAUCUUACUUUAAUGUGGAACACAGAUGGCCUCCAAGUUUAUAAGUCUAGCUCUUUUUCUUUGUGGGCUUGGUAUUUUGUCAUUAAUGAGCUCCCACCCGAAAAACGUUUUCUAAGUGAAAACUUGAUACUGGGUGGGAUUUGGGGAAGUACUACAAAGCCCCACCCAAAUAUUUUUCUGCAACCCAUUUUCAAAGAUGUAAAGCUGAUUGAAGAAGGCAUAAAUGUUACUUUUUAUGGUGAUGAAUUCCAGAGCAAAGUUCACACUAGUGUCCUCUGUGGGACUGCUGAUGCGCCUGCCACAGCCAUGUUUCUAAAUUUGAAGCAUCCUUCUGGUUUUUAUUCCUGUCCGGUGUGUGAGUGUGUGGGCCUUAAUUCAGAUGCUACUGGGAAAGUAACAGUGUUUCCCUACCAUGAAAAUUGCCCACUGAGAACAAUGGAGAAGUAUGAGAACCAGGUAAAGUUUGCUGUUGACAAUAAGGUCAUCAUUAACACUGAUUCACAAAAUCGACCAGAAUGCUGUGGUGUCAAAGGCCCAACCUUGCUGUCUUACAUGGUACCUGAAAUGUUUUCUAGCAGUGCAGUAGAUACAAUGCAUUGCGUUUAUUUGGGUGUAAUGCGCCAACUGUUACACCUGUUUUGUGAUCGAGAUCAUAGAGAUGAACCGUAUUCCAUCUAUAGUAAAAUUAAGAUUCUUAAUAGUAAGCUGAAGUCAAUUAGAGUGCCUCAUUUUGUAGAGAGAAUUCCACAACUCAUUGAUAAACUGGUGUAUUGGAAAGCCUCUGAGUUGAGGACGUUUUUGUUUUAUCUGUGUCUCUGUGUACUUAAUGGUGUAUUAGAUGCAAAAUAUUUUGACCACUUGAUGUUAUUUGUUCAAGGAGUAGCCCUGUUAAAUUCCUCUAGUGUUAGUGAUUUUGAUUUAGUUAGAGCAAGGUUGCUUUUGGACAAAUUUGUUAAAGAUUUUCAGUCUCUCUUUGGAUUGAGAAACAUGUCCCAUAACGUCCAUAAGUGUCUCCAUUUACCUUUAGUUGUGGAAAAUUUGGCUCCAUUGCAUUUAGUUAACUGUUUCAAAUAUGAAGACAUGAAUGGUAGGAUUGCCAGAUUAGCUCAUGGGUCAAGACAUGCUGGACUCCAGAUUUAUUCCAAUCUAUCGAUGGUCACCCAACUACCACUGCUUAUUCAUAGCAUGAAAUCUGGACCUGCCAAAGAGUACUGUGUAAAGCUUUCCAAUAAGUGGAUGAGGCUAAAGCUAUCUGAAAAAAUUUCAAAUAGUGUUUAUUCGGUUGGAUGUCAUUCUCCUAUUAUGGAUAAUACUUCCUAUGUAAAAGAAGAUCUUGCUAAAAAUGGCUUCUUGUUGGAAUCGAAUGAUGUUACAGUUACAUUGUUCCAUCGUCUUUUGAAAAACAAGUUGUUGUAUGUUUCUAGUAGUUAUAAGCGGGGCCAACGCAUCUCUUCAUUUGUGCAGUACCACAAACACUCUGUAGUAAAAUAUGGAAAUUUGGAUGUGUUUGUUAAAGUUACUUGUAAGUGUUUGUUAAGUUGUAGCUGCCAAAAAAAAUUCCUUGCUAUUGUAAAACCCUAUGAAACUGCGGUAGCUUUUGAAAAUGAGUGUGUAACUGUCAACCACAUUAUGAAAUGUAAACCCUCUGGUGAGGAUAAUGAUGUUAUAGACAUAUCUGAGAUAGAAACCAUAAUGUAUCUGAUUCACAUCAAUGAAGAAUCUUAUAUUGCUAAACCUUUGAAUGAUUUUGAAAUGGAGUAAAAAUUUUCACCACCAAAACACCUUGGUUUUAUGAUUGUGUCGAUCUUCCCCUGCCAUCGUCAACACUUACACGAAGUUGAAUUCGCCCCUCCCGGACACCAAACAGCCCGCGCAGGCGAGUGACGUCAUGAGAUUGAUGACG
This is a messenger RNA of Frankliniella occidentalis (western flower thrips), 3482 nucleotides long. RefSeq lists its product as uncharacterized. The coding region runs from base 341 to 3340 and encodes 999 amino acids. Lineage: Eukaryota; Metazoa; Arthropoda; Insecta; Thysanoptera; Thripidae. The transcript is spliced from 5 exons. The record is from RefSeq and is a predicted model, not a curated record.